GGCUGAUUCCAUGGAGCCCACGGCCACGUUACGCAAGCGCACAGCGACAGUUGGUAUUUAAACAGUGAGGCUGUGAAGCUCCAGCUGGAAACUUCUACCGUGGAAGACCGUUGUUGCGCGACCACAGCAGACAUGUCUUACUCCGGCAGCAUGCGCUUCAGCGAGGCCAGGAGGGUGGCGAUUUUCGGGGGCACUCACGGGAACGAGAUGUCCGGUGUGACAUUGGUGAACCUGUGGAUGAAGAACAGCGCCGAGAUCCAGAGGAAAGGAGUCGAGACCAAACCCUUCAUCACCAACCCGCGAGCUGUGGAGAAAUGUGCCCGAUACGUGGACACGGACCUGAACCGCGCCUUUACCUCAGAGAACCUCAGCGCCUCAGGAGGAGAUGAGCUUCCCUACGAGGUGCAGAGAGCCCAGGAGAUCAACCGCAUAUUUGGACCUAAAGGAAGCCCAGAGGCAUAUGAUGUUAUAUUCGACCUCCACAACACCACAUCCAACAUGGGCUCCACGCUGAUCCUGGAGAGCUCCAAAGACCAUUUCAACCUGCAGAUGAUGAACUACAUCAAGAAAGCCAUCGCUCCAGCCAGCUGCAUUGUUUUGCUCAAUGAGCAUCCUCUUCUGAAAUACUCCACCUCACGCUCCAUAGCAAAGCAUCCUGUUGGGCUGGAAGUGGGACCCCAACCACAGGGUGUACUGCGGAGCAACAUCUUUGAAGCAAUGAGAGCAAUACUGAAACAUGCGCUGGACUUCAUUGAUCUAUUUAAUGCAGGUAUGGAGUUUCCUUCCUGUACAGUCGACGUCUACAGGGUGUUGGAACGAGUCGACUAUCCCAGAGAUGCGAAUGGGAACAUUGUUGCAAUGGUGCACCCCAAUCUGCAGGACUGUGACUGGGAACCACUGAACCCUGGGGACCCAAUGUUCCAAACCUUCGAUGGAAAGACCAUCCACUACCAAGGAUCUGGCACUGUCUAUCCAACUUUUAUCAAUGAGGCAGCCUAUUAUGAAAAACAACAGGCAUUUGUAACCACCAGGCGGGAAACUUUGACCGCCAGUGCCAUCAGGAAAGCAUAGCCACCUGUCUUCUGAGGUCUCUCUGUUAGUUAUAGACGCUUUGUACUGAUCAUGUACAUUGUUCUUUUAGCAAAUGACAGAUGUUUCCUCACAUAGCAAACCCAUGCUCUCCAUUCUGAUUCAGUCUACAUGUAUUUAAUAUUGAUGAAUUAUUACCUAUGCAAAGGACAUGAAGAGGAUUUGCUCAACAGUCACUGUGAAAAUGAUUUGGUACAAUGAAUGGUACAUGGUUGUGGUACAUGUUUAUGACGCUACUGUUAUUUGACAGAUCCUUAAAUGUUUUUUUGUUUGAAUAAUAUUGAGCGUAUGAUGUGACUAUGUCACGUUUUCAAUACCUAUACAACUCUCAAUAGUUUUCCUUUAAUUACUCAGGAAAUAUAUCAAGGACCCACAAGCUUUGACCCCCAAACUGUUAUGUGUCUUGUUUAAAAAUAUAUAUAUGUGUACACUCCUAGGGACAUGUCCGUGGCCUUGUAUUCAACCCGCCUGUAACACCAGUGGUUGCAUCCGUGGUGCUGUCCUAUCGUUGCCUUAAUAUAUAAGUGAAAAUUGCACAAGAAACUUGAAAUAGAAGAUGUAGAUUUUUGUGUGUGAUGACACAAUUUAUUUUGAUAAGUCAGCAUCUGUUCCGUUCCUCCCUAAAAAAAAAAAAGAGAAAAACUUAAGAUGUUUUAUAAUAAUCUAUAUUUUUAUGUGUGUGUUGAUUUUGAUAUACUUGUACUGUGUGUUUGGUUUGAAGUGAUGUGUACUAAGUGUCAAGUCAAAGAAAAGCGUCCGUGCGUACUUUGUGCCACUCUCUUUGUCGUGUCUCCAGGUGCGUCUCUGUGGUCAUCGCUGUCCGUCAUCUAUUUUAUAACGUCCACUUGAUUUUUCCAGGAGAUAUGAUUAGAAAUUCACUGUGUUUGCUGAUAAAUAAAUACUA
This is a messenger RNA of Synchiropus splendidus (mandarinfish), 1993 nucleotides long. RefSeq names its product aspartoacylase (gene aspa). The transcript is spliced from 6 exons. NCBI's taxonomy places the organism in Eukaryota, Metazoa, Chordata, Actinopteri, Syngnathiformes, Callionymidae. The record is from RefSeq and is a predicted model, not a curated record. Gene Ontology annotation, molecular function: hydrolase activity, acting on carbon-nitrogen (but not peptide) bonds, in linear amides; hydrolase activity, acting on ester bonds. Bases 133 to 1071 code for a protein of 312 amino acids.